CAACCUCGAGCCCCUCAGACACUGGACACGUCGACACAUCGAAACCUUGCGCCUUGCGACGCAUUCCACCCUGCGUUCGCCGGCAGAACCCUGCCUUCUUUACUCCAGGGCUUUGUCGCACCCACCUGCAUCGCUCCACCGCUACAUAUGUGCCCGCAUUCUGCGCGCCAUGGGACCAACUGGUGUCUGGCGAUAAGUGACGACUCUUGAAAACGAUACCACCAGCCAGCCGCCAGAAGGCAAGCACGAGGCCGAGGCCGCACGCACUUCGUCUGGGCAUCAUGGCUUCCGCCACCAACAACAGCACCCCUCAACUCAGCUCAAAAUCGCCGACAAUCCGGCGCAUUCUCCGCGAAGCCGCUGAAUUGUCCAACUCGCCAUCGCCAGACUACACCGCCGAGCCCCUCGAGUCUGACCUCUUCGAAUGGCACUUCACCCUACGAGGACCGCCCAACUCGGCCUACAGCGAGGGCGUGUACCACGGCCGCAUAGUCCUGCCGCCGACCUACCCCCUGCGGCCACCUAGUUUCCGCUUCACGACACCGAACGGCCGUUUCGAGGCCAACCGCGAAAUAUGCUUGAGCAUCAGCGGCCACCACGAGGAGACCUGGCAGCCUGCGUGGGGAAUUCGGACCGCCAUAGUCGCUCUCAGGAGCUUCAUGGAAACCGACGCCCGCGGACAGCUCGGCGGCCUUGACACGACUGACGCUGUGCGCCGCCGGCUCGCCCACGAGUCCGGCUCCUACGCGUGUUCAACAUGUGGUCGCACCAACGCCGACCUCAUCGCCGAGUCUGAAAAGAGAGCGCACGAGCAUGCGUCGUCAGCUUCCGAGGAGGUACAGGUGCCUCAAGAACUCAGCAUGGGCUGGAAGGACGAGAUGCAGGCGAGGAAAGACGCCGACUCGAAAGCAACCCAGGGCCCUGGCAGCAGCGCGACGCCCGAGACGCGCAGGGAUGACGAAUCCGAGGGAGCAGAACUGGCCGAAGGCUUCGUCACCACGGCACCGCCCACACAACGCACAGACGAGAAUAGGCAGACAGUGUCGCCGGCGGGCCCACCAACGCAAGCAACCCAGGUGCAGCGGGCGCCCUCUGUUACUGGGCAGGCCAACAACCUGCAUCGUCGCCCUCAGCUCCAGCAAAUUCUCGGUGCUCCUAAUGACGGCGUCCCUCUUUGGAUUGACCGGGCCAUUGUUGCCUUGGUUAUACUACUGGGCGCAGUACUUUUCAAGGUCUUGUUCGGCUUCUGAACUGUUUUAUAAAGACGCAGUCGUGGCAUUUACGAAGCAUGUGGAGUUGUUGGAGUUUGGGGUAGCCGGGUGUUAUGUACCUUGAUUUGAUUUCACACGAUGGUCUAUAGCCUGUAAUGGCAUGUUGGGACACUUCACGACGAAUGCAUUGAAAGUGAAUGGUGGCGAACGAUGAGAUGGAUCGUCGUUGUUGCUCCUGGGGUUGUCAGCUAAAAGAUUGACCUGGGCCGGUUGGCUCGGCGCCUAUCAGGGGUAUCUGGGUACGAAGCAGGAAAGAUGCAAACAAUUGUGCCAACCAACGUCCUCCAUGUAAAUGCCCAGCUCCAUCUUACCAGCCAUCUCCAGCCAGGCGCCCUAUCAGCACCUAUUGCUACGAGGCAUGCCCAUUGCGCAGCCAUGGGACCACCAGCCACCACCAUUCUCCAACGGUCACCGCCAUACCG
Messenger RNA from Purpureocillium takamizusanense, 1693 nucleotides. Its product is annotated as E2 ubiquitin-conjugating enzyme. Lineage: Eukaryota; Fungi; Ascomycota; Sordariomycetes; Hypocreales; Ophiocordycipitaceae. The record is from RefSeq and is a predicted model, not a curated record. The transcript is spliced from 3 exons. The coding region runs from base 282 to 1250 and encodes 322 amino acids.